AUGGACGAGUCCGCUGACGGCUUGCAGCAAAAUACAUCCUCCCUCAUAACCAACAGCAUCACCCCUUGGGGUGUUCCUCAGGAGCACCUAGACGUCGUCAAGAAACUGGGACCGGCCUACUUCCGACACUUUCCCACCCACCACUUUUUCGUCAGAGUAAAAGCGACCUUCCUGUCAUCCAUCGAAUGGUGCACUAUCCCUUGGGAACAGCACCCCAAGACUCUCUUCGACAGACUUUUCGAUAUCAUUACCGUUUUACCUGGUAUAUUCGCUCGGGUCGACCGAACGACACCCUUUGCUGCCACUCUGCAGCGCCGAUUGAAGGCCCAGGAGUUGCUGGAGAACUGCUUGCAGCUGGAGAGGAGGCUCGAGGAGUGGGACUUUUUUGCUCGCGCUCCCACGGCCGAGCACCCAUAUGCAUACUGGAUAGAAGAGCCAGAUGAUCCAGACACACAGCAGAUCCCAUUUGCCGAUAGCUUUGCCUUCAAGGACGGCGUCUCGUCGGUGAUGUUCCUGUACCACUGGAUGACGUUGCUGCUACUUCAUCGAUGCAUCGAGAGCCUGCACCAUGCCAUCUUUCAACCCGUCAUCGAAGACUUUCCCAACAUGUACCCCGACCUGCCGUCCCAUCUGCAGAUCAACCUGGCCAGAUACCAACAACGGCGGGAGUUUGCCUCGAGAAUAUGCAGGGCCCUGGACUUUGCGCUGUCGACGACUGUUCAGCCAGACCUGCUGGCCGCACCCCUCGCUGUGGCUUUGGAAUACUACCGGGAAAUCAACGCGUCUUCGAGGGACGGCGAGCUAGAAAUCAUGUGGUGCGAGAACUUCAAGUUGCGGUUGAGAUCAAAGGGCCAAGACAUCGCCGACGUUCUCCAGAGUAGAUCGUGGGCUGACAUUGGAAAGUUUUGA
Colletotrichum spaethianum is the source of this 909-nucleotide messenger RNA. RefSeq lists its product as uncharacterized. NCBI's taxonomy places the organism in Eukaryota, Fungi, Ascomycota, Sordariomycetes, Glomerellales, Glomerellaceae. The record is from RefSeq and is a predicted model, not a curated record. The coding region runs from base 1 to 909 and encodes 302 amino acids. The transcript is spliced from 2 exons.